This is a messenger RNA of Mercenaria mercenaria, 4566 nucleotides long. RefSeq names its product sarcolemmal membrane-associated protein-like. NCBI's taxonomy places the organism in Eukaryota, Metazoa, Mollusca, Bivalvia, Venerida, Veneridae. The coding region runs from base 114 to 3059 and encodes 981 amino acids. The transcript has 28 exons. The record is from RefSeq and is a predicted model, not a curated record. Gene Ontology annotation, molecular function: protein binding.
UUUAAAUACAUCUAACAUACUUUUCUUGAAAUGCUCAUUCAUUAGGAGCAUUGGAGACUAUUGCUGUAAAAAAUCAAUUAUGGCUGUUUUAAAGUUGAUACGGAUAUAAACGAAUGGUAGAGGAAGCAGAGGCCAACUCCAGCAUGUCGGCGCUAGCCAUCCUAUCAUGCCGACAGAACUCGCAUCCCUUCCAGGAGCGCCACAUAGCCCUCCUGGAACCCAUGAAGAUAGGGAGGUCAGUUGCUCGCGCCCGACCAGCUCCAAACAAUGGCAUCUUUGACUGUAAAGUGCUCUCCAGAAACCAUGCCAUGCUGUGGUAUGAGAAUGGAAUUUUCUACCUCCAAGACACAAAAAGCAGCAAUGGUACAUUUGUCAAUGAUCAGAGACUGUGUAAAGGUGGGGAAGAGAGUCCGCCACGGGAAAUCUACUCCGGAGACCUUAUACAGUUUGGUGUCAAUGUCAUGGAAAACAACAGACGAGGAGAGAAAAUCACCCAUGGCUGUAUCAUAGCAACAAUCACAUUGUUCCAUCCAGAUGGAAGAGAGGCCAAACCUGUCUUGUUCAACACACCAACCCCAGGAAUUACGAUACAGUCCCAGGAGUUGUAUAGGCUAGCUCAAUACUUACAGGAAGCACUUCACAGGGAAAAAAUGCUUGAACAGAAAUUGUCAACCCUUCAAAAACUUGUACAAAAUACUCAGGAAUCUUCUGAAGGGGGAUGGCAGGCUCUGAUAGACGAGGACAGGCUAUUGUCUAGGUUAGAAGUGCUAGAAAAUCAACUACAUGCAUACUCAAAGAACCAUACUGAAGAUACUUUGAGACAAGAACUAGUCCAAUUACAAGAAGAGAAACUCAACUAUGAAACCACAGCCAAGGAAUCUUUAAUGAAAGUCUUACAAGAGAAAAUCGAGGCAGUGACAAAGUUAUCUGACCUUGAACGCUCGUUGACCAAGUCAGAGGACGAGUGUGGACACAUGAAGGACAUGUGUGAACAAUCACAAGAAGAACUUCAGCUGCUUGCAGAGAAAUACCAGGACCAGCUUAAAGCAGUACAAGAUAUACAAAUACAGUUACAGGAUGCAGAAACCAAACAUAUGGAGGAGAUUGAAAAAGCAGAAAAAGAUAAACUGGAUCUGCAGGAUAAACUCGAUGAAAUGAUGAAACAAGAGGCAGCAUUAACAGCUAAAAUUGAAGGGUUACAAGCAGACCAGGACAUUUCUAACGAGCAACUGACCACGAUGAAAGCUAGACUGGACCAGUUUAAGGAUACCAACGAAGAUGAUCAUAUCAACAACAUGAAAGCUUUAGACUCGGAUUCUGAAAAAAUGGACUCUGAAAGUGAAGUUAUAUCAUCUGUGAUCAUAAAGCCUACAGUAAAAGCUGACAAAGAGAGCACUGAAGACGUCCCGGAAGAUGUAGAAGGAAAACUGAAAGAAACACAGAAACAGAUCGAAGAAUACAAGCUGAAACGAGAGGAACAAGAGAAACAACUCCAGGAGAGUGCAGAAAAAGUUGAACAGUUACAGCGGGACUUGGAAGCUUCUAAGCUGGAAUCAUUGCAGUAUGUAGCUAAAAUAGCAGCACUAGAAGAUAAAUUAAAGCUGUCCGAUUUGCAUAUGAACCAAAUGGUGGAAACUACUAUGGCUGACUUAACAUUGCAAAUGACAGAGACCUCAAAGCAGUCUUUAAACAGCAAUGAUCUGAUCAACCAUCUACAAGAACAAGUGUCAGAUUUAGAGAGGGAGUUGGCCUUAUAUAAAAUACCUCAACCAGAGAAAUCUCUGGACACAACCCUUGUGUGCUCGGGGCUGGACACUGUGGACUCGCUCACUAUCAAGCCUAGAUAUUCCUCCGUGGAUGACUCUGAGCUAGAAAAACUUUUACAAGAUGCAAAACGUUUGCUAGCCAAGACAGAGGAUGACUUGGGCAAGUGCAAAGAGGAACUGAAUGAGUCACAAACAGAAGCCAAACAGGCCAAAGAAGAAAACAGUGCCUUGAAAACAGAACUCACGCAAGCUCAAACCCAGGUGCAAGACAAGUCAGAAAUGGUCAUAGACCUUCAAGAACAAUUACAGAAGGCAGAGAACACCACGAAGGAGGUGAAAGAGCAAAUACUUGAACUAAGAGACCAACUUGUGGAAGAACAGAAAGUAUCAAAACUUAAUCAGGAGGAAAUAGCCACAUUAAAAGGAAAUCUUGAAGAGGAAAAGACCAAACAUAAAGAAACAUUACAGCAUCUAGAAACAGCCAAAAGCAACUUGGAAGAAGAAAAGUCCAAACAUGAAGCUACAAAGAACAGUCUCGUAGAAUCCAAAAAGAGCCUGUCUGAAUCUCAGCAAGCUACUAAACAAAGUCAGAAUGAGGCUACACAGUUACGCAAUAAACUACGGCAUCAGCCGUCGUCUCCUUCACCAGACAUUGUGGAAAUGCGAAAUGGCAGCCGAGAAAGGCGUAGCACGCCAGAGAAACGUACCAUCCCUCAUACUAGAUAUUCAUUUCAUAUAGGAGAUACGCCUUCCAAACUGCCCAUGAGUAAGCGUCAAGCCAACGAGUUCCUGGCAUUGAAGGAAGAAUGUGCAAGCCUACGGAAACGAAUACAGGCUAUAGAAGGUGAAAUGAAAAUGUCAAGGAAGGAGAAUCUUCAAUUGUCUGCAGAAUAUAACAAACUGCAAGAAUCGUACAAACAACUUGAGGAGGUAAAGGACCGGUUAGCGGAUAAAGAGUCAACAUGGAUGUCGAACCUGACGGACUCUCAGAAGGAGACUGAGAAUACUCUCCAGGAGGUGAGACUUGGCGACUCUGACUCACUCUAUUAUAAUCAGCAGUUACAGGAAGCUAAAGAAGAGAUAAAGAAAUUGAAGAAGAAAUGUGAAGACUGUGAUCAAGAAAUACUUCGUCUCAAGACUGAACUGAAACGUAUGUCAGGAGACUAUGGUCGUAUAGCAGGCAGAAGUAAAAUUAUUUCGUUCGUGUCAUGUAUACCUCUAUUGAUGCUGUUAUUUGCUAUUCUGCUGGCAUUAUACCCUUCACUAGAGACUUUGACUGCCUCCCAAACGUAAUGAUUGCUGCACCGUAGCAUCGUAUAAAUGUCCCUCCAAUUGUGUGUUCGUCAACAAUCUACAUGUGAUGUCAAAUGUUGCACGAUAAUUUCGUCAAUACAGUAGUUACAGAUGAAGGCUGCUGUAUCUACAGUGUGUAAAAGUGAAGAUAACACACUGUACAGUUUGUUGAGGAUGUAUGAAGAUACUGCCAGAUACAAAGAAAUGAAUAAGUGGAUAGAGACUUUCGUACAUGCAUGUGUAAAUAGUCAGCUGGCAGGUCUAUACACUUGAUAGAAGUAACAGCAGUAUGCUGCUUGCAUAUAUCUUGUUUCGUGCAUAUAAGCACAGUGCCAAGUGAAUUCUGGAAUACUUUGAAAUGCUUGUAUCCAUGUGUUGAAUGGAUAUUAAUUCUGGCCAAAUGUUUAUAUGUAAAGCAGUUGAUUUAUUUGACUUUAUUCUAAGUUUAUUCCAAAUAUAAUCUACAUACAAUCAUGUCCGUUAUUCUAAUCAAAGCCAGGUCUAGAAACACUUCAUACUUUUAAGGAGUAGGUAUUAUAGAGUUCUAGAAGUUUUAUACUUUACCUGUAAUCAGUAAUCAAGUAACUUCCAAAGUCCCCAUCCCCACCCCCAGCAUCCAUUCUAGGGCAAUACUGCUAGAAUCAGUACCAGCAUUGAACACUGGAAUAUCAAACCCACAAUGAGAAAACCAGCAUAGUGCAUAUGCGACAAGCAUUGAUCCAGACUAGCCUGCGCAUCCACUCAGUCUGGUCAGGAUCCAUGCUGUUUGCUUUCAAACCCUAUUGUAAUUAGAGACACCAUUAGCGAACAGCAUGGAUCCUGACCAGACUGCGCGGAGGCGCAGGCUGGUCUGGAUCCAUGCUGGUUGCAAAUGCAUUAUGUUGGUUCUCUCAUGGCGUGGCUCAUUUUUUCCACAGUGACUUUCACUUCAAGCAUUGGCUUACUUAUUUCAAAAACAUCUUUUAUAAAGAAUGUAUGUGCUACAGGGUAAUUACUUUUUUCUUCCAUAUAAUAAUUUCUAGAAUCUGAUGUGUCAUAUGAUAAUCAAACUGAUGAAUUUUUCUGCUUUACUUUGUGCUAAAAAAGCUUUAAAACUUUGUUGUAUUUUCUGUGUGCCAAAAUAUUUCCCAGAGGAGUCAGUUUGAAAUUAGUUUUUCCAAAGUGCUACUUUUUCUAUUAGAUUAUAUAUUUUCUGAAGUACAAAAUUUUGAUUUAAGGUAAAGGACCUACAUGACAAACAGAUACGUAUUCUGUGAUUUUGGCAUUUCCUGACUGGUACAAAAAGCCAUGUGCUUGAAUGAGCAGGAAUACUGAGAUUAUAUCCCCACAUGCAAAUUGCCGAGUGUUAUAACAAGUCUGCUACCUUAAAAGUUAUUUGAGCCGUGCCAUGAAAAAACCAACAUAGUGGCUUUGCGACCAGCAUGGAUCCAGACCAGCCUGCGCAUCUGAGCAGUCUGGUCAGGCUCCAUGCUGUUCGCUUUUAAAGCCUAUUGGAAUUGGAGAAACU